Molecule: messenger RNA, 576 nt
Organism: Xyrichtys novacula (pearly razorfish)
Lineage: Eukaryota; Metazoa; Chordata; Actinopteri; Labriformes; Labridae
Source: the annotation of a GenBank genome assembly
AUGUUUGUUGUAUUUGCAAUAGCUCUCCUCUGUUUUGUAUCUGUGAGCAGUUCAGCUCCUCUGGCCUGUGAAGACCUGGUCCGACCUUUGGAUCAGAUGGAUCCUCAUCUUUUGAGUGGACGAUGGGUUGUGGUAGCCGGCAGCUUGAAUGACUCAUCAGCUGAGAAAACCCUUAAAGACAGAGACAGUGUUGCCAUCGAUUUCUACAAUUCCUCAUACACGCAGUCAAACAUGGUUGGAGGCCAGUGUCGGUAUCAUACCAGAAACGUCACCAUGGACAAUCACAUUGUAAAGUUAUAUGUGGGGACCUUCAACUUCACUGGGACCUUCUUCUCCACAUCGUGUCCAGACUGUCUGCUGUUGACUCUUGAUAUUGAGUCGCCUACCUUUAAGUCAGUGGACUUUUACCUGUUUAGCAGGAGGAGAGAGGUGGGUCAGAAGGAGAUAGAGGAGUUCAGAGCUCAGGUGGAGUGUCUGAAUCUGCCUCCACCCGUUAUAAUGGAUCCCACCAAGGAGCUCUGUCCAGAACAGACAGCCCACCAACCUGAGGAGAAGGAGGAGGAUCAAAACGUGUAA